Gongylonema pulchrum is the source of this 837-nucleotide messenger RNA. The record is from the annotation of a GenBank genome assembly. Lineage: Eukaryota; Metazoa; Nematoda; Chromadorea; Rhabditida; Gongylonematidae.
AUGGAUAUCUAUUGUCGUGAUGCUGUUUGCUCUCAGGUACUCAAAUAUUCAUUCUUUUCAAAAAAUUUGAUCAGAUUCUAUUUCAAGGGCGUUCAGUUCAAAGAACGUGUAACAGCGAAAGGUUUGGUGGCUGUUGUUACAGGAUGUAAUUGUGGAAUUGGAAAGCAGAUUGUUCGAGAGCUUAACCUACGUGGUGCUAAAGUGUACAUGCUUUGUCGUAAUGAAGACCGAAUGAGGCAUGCGCAUAUUGAGCUUGUAAAACUUGGCUGUAAUCCCGAAAGGUUGGUGCCAAAACUGGUUGAUCUCGCAAGUUUCAAAACGAUCAGAGCCGUAGCGUCCGAAAUUGCCAAAGAGGAAGAUCAUGUGGAUAUCUUGAUCAAUAAUGCUGGUGUUAUGCUUUAUCCGAAGUUCAAGCUGACCGACGACGGCCAUGAGCUGGUCUGGCAGACAAACUAUCUGGGUUCAUUCUUUAUAUAUUCCGGGCAUUUUUUGCUCACCGAGCUACUUCUGCCACUUGUUCGUGCUGCACCAACCGCACGUAUUGUAAAUGUCUCCGCAUUAGCUCAUUUUUAUGCCGAUCCAAUUGAUUUCCAGUUGAUCGAUCGCCGAGAAGGAUGGGAUCCAAGACAGUCUUAUUCAAAAUCAAAGCUUGCUAUGGUAAUGCAUGCAGUUGAAUUGACAAAACGGCUUCGAGCAACGGACGGAUCACAUGUUACGAUAAAUUCGUGUCAUCCUGGUCUCUGCCACACGCGACUGAUGCGUUACACACCACUGGCAAGCAAACCGUUCAGUUACGUCACAGCUCCGUUCAGGUUAACCCCUCCUAUUUCAAAUUAA